AUGUUAGACUCUGAUCCUAGUGUCAGGAGCAGUGUGCAGCUUCAUGCCGGGAGCAGCGUGGGGAAGAAGAAGAGAAGGAGAAUUGACCGCAGUAUGAUCGGAGAGCCGACAAACUUCAUCCACCUCACACACAUCGGCUCCGGAGAGAUGGCAGAGAGCCUGCAGCCGUCAGGGUCGGUUCAGGAACAGAUGAGGUCUAAAGGCCAGAACAUGAACGGCAGGAACAGCCUGUUAUAGCCGGAGUGUAUUACGACGUAGACGAGCUGACCGACCUUCUCUUUGCUCCACGACCUUCACUCCCCUCCGAGCCAACCUCCUCCCCUCCUGCCCCGCUGAAGUGCUCUUGAGCAAAGUACCACCAGCCACCCGCAGGGGGCGCCGUCCUGACCACGACAAAACAAAUCUCCCCUUUGAGGAUUAUUUCUUUCUUUAAAAUGUGACUCCUUUCGCGUAAUUUCAGCAAAGUAUUUUCUACAAGCCUCUGCAUGUGAUCCCAGAAAGGCAAGGACUACAUCUCCCAGCAUGCCUCUAAACUCCCUCUGCGUCCACAUUGUGCUUGCUCCACCGCUGACAUCAAAGAGACAUUUUUAUUAUUGAAUUUAAAAUAUACGUUUUUGGAUCGGAGUAAAAAUAAAAAUAAAUGUGUUGUUGUAUUCACCACUCGAGGUUCCCCCGUCAGUAUUAAUAAAACCGACCAAUGACAUCACUGGAGUCCAUUUCCCAGAAUGCCGUGUUAUUCGGGAUAUGCAACAAAUGACAGAAUGUCUGUAUUUAAGAAAGAAAAACUGGCUUCAAAGUGUUGCUUUAAAUUGACUACAUUUACCAGCAUUCAUAGGGAACUUUUCUCUACACCCCCCUCCCUCCCCCGUUGUUUCCUCAAUGAACUACAUUUCCCAGGAUGUUUCGCUCCUCACUCGCGCAGCUAAAGGAUUAUUAUUUUGUUUAUUAUUUGUUGUUAUUUUGGUCAUAUGACCUCAGUGAUGACAUCAUUGGACUUCAACUCCCAGGAUGCCUCACUGUGCGAUGGGAAAGUCCCCCCAGUGUGUCUGUGUGUGUGUGUGUGUGUGUGUGUGUGUGUGUGUGUGUGUGUGUGUGUGUGUGUGUGUGUGAUGUCAUAUGUUCUUAAUAUCCCACCAGUUUAAAUAUAAACGUUGCUUCGCUGAACUCUGAGGCGACUCAACACACAGUUCAAAACUUCCAUUAGAAAAUCACACGUUUAGUAAAACUUCUAUAUUUUCACUCGUACAAAGAUUUUAUUUGUCUUUCUGUUCAUUCGACGACCUAAGCUGUGGGUCGGGGCCCUAAACGGGUCUCCAGCUGACAUCUGUCAGGAGCCCUAAGAAGACAGAAGUGUGCGACUGUUUCGCUUCGGAUGCCACAUUGAGACAUUUUCAGGACUUUUGUUUAAAACAUUUCUUGUUGAAAAGGUUUCAUGCUGCAUCCUGUGGGACCAUCAAGUGUUUAACUGCUUUAUGUUUCCAGUAUUUGAACAAGAUGACGUUAUUUUUAAUUUCCUGCUGUUUUGGGUGAUUUGCUGUGAUUUCUCCUGAUGAUUUAUUUCUAUUUUGUGUUUCUUCUGUCUGGUUUCUCAACGCUCAGUUUGGGUCUCUUUCUUCAUGUGAUUUGAAGGUUUCUAAAAUUAGAGGUCGUGGGAAAGCUUAGAAAUAUCAGCUGCCAUUAGGACCAAAAACAACAACUUUGAUAUUAACUUUAAUUUAACGUGCGAUGGAUCAAAUUCCCCAAAACGUUUAAUUCCAGCACUUUAGAAAAAGCUGUAACGUGAUCUGAAGCAGAACCAACCAAACACACAAACACAGACAUUUACAUUUUAUUUAUUAAUUAAAGUGUCGCUAUAUUACGGUCUACAUAUUUCAAAGCCUUGUCUACAGUGUGAGAUAUGUAAUAUUGGUGAAGAAUAUGAAAUUUAAUUUAUUUACUUGUUUUGCCUUUAAACUGUCCGAUUUUAAAAGAUAAGUUAAAAAUAUGAACUUUCUCAAUACAACCCAAACUUUGUUCUGUUUCUAUUCUACACUUGCAGAAUAGAAACUCCUGUUUGUCAUCAAACCUCCAAAGUUACCAGAAAUAUUAGUGUGGACUCAGUUUUGUCCUUACACCAGAUUCUAUUAUCAGAACUUUAGAUUUAACUCGGACUGGACUGACACAACUAAUGCCUCAACAAAUCCACAGAAGUAUUUUAGUAUUGAUUAAAACUCUGGACUCUUCAGAGAGAGUUUUCGUUCCUCCCUCUCUGAAAGAUCGUCUGCCGUCCUGAUGUUUCAGCUGAUUUCACACCAUGUGACUCAGAUACCUUCGAUCAGCUGAUGGCGUUUAAAAUCAACAAUAGACGGCAAACAAGGAGCCGAAAACAGAAGUCACAUGAGCGAGCGUUUUGAAUCAGUCAAACAGAGACACCGGCUGUUCUUCUUCUGUGGUGUUUCUGAGGACCUGCACAAAACGCCCGCAAGUCUUUCACUAAAACGUUGUUUCUGCCGCUGACGGCUCAUCGUGUUAGUUUAAGUGUCAGACAACAUCAAGGACCCGAGAAAUACAACAUUUGCUUUACCACAAUGCGGAUGUGAGGCGAGAGAGACUUCUGCUUGAGCGAGACUUCGUGAGACACAAUGACAAACAGAAGUGUUUUAUUUCUCUGAAGCUCCAUAAUGUUGUCUGACACUUAUAAUAACAAGCUAAGUCUGUCCGGCCGGAAACAAACGUUUAUUGCAUCGAUUACGUUGCAGCUCGUUCGGCUCCUGCAGCGCUCUCUCUCACUACGGGACACUUUCACACAUAUUGUCCCUUUUCCCCGUUCCUCCACAACUCUGACUCCAUCGUUACAGAAACAUUGUCGAUUUUAUGGCGAUAAAUGUAGAAAAGGAACACAGAGAGAAAAGCUAAAGAAGGAGUAACCGAUUUUACACUUUAACAAACAACACAAAGAAACAACUAAACUUCAAAAUACAAUCUCGGCGAUGAGUCUGUCGACCUCUUCACUAAAUCUGCCUCGUUUUUCUAUUCUCAGAAACUCAGGGCGCCAAAGUCUGGCUCCUUUUGUUUAUCACAACCAUAGUUCCUCUCUUCCUCUUCCUCUUCCCCCCCCCCCCCCCCCCCCCCCCCCACAUGGGAUUCCCCUCCCGGCUUACAGUCCACCAACACUGGAGAGCUCUUUCUCUUAAACCUCCGACAGAAACAACGAGAUUCAGAGACGGGGUGGAGACAAACGCCCGAAUAUGAAAUAUUAUUUCCAUCUUGCUGUGUUGAUAAAGUCCAGCCUUCUUAUCAAGUGAUUUCUGUUUGUCAAAGAUUUAUUGAACUGUUAUUGUCUCGUGAAUAAAUGUUGCUUAGUUAGAA
This is a messenger RNA of Cottoperca gobio, 3348 nucleotides long. It is a transcript of the gene cdc42se1, whose product is annotated as CDC42 small effector 1. The record is from RefSeq and is a predicted model, not a curated record. Gene Ontology annotation, cellular component: plasma membrane. The transcript is spliced from 4 exons. NCBI's taxonomy places the organism in Eukaryota, Metazoa, Chordata, Actinopteri, Perciformes, Bovichtidae. Gene Ontology annotation, molecular function: small GTPase binding. Gene Ontology annotation, biological process: regulation of Rho protein signal transduction. The coding region runs from base 1 to 237 and encodes 78 amino acids.